This is a messenger RNA of Musca vetustissima, 414 nucleotides long. Its product is annotated as ARL14 effector protein-like. NCBI's taxonomy places the organism in Eukaryota, Metazoa, Arthropoda, Insecta, Diptera, Muscidae. Bases 1 to 408 code for a protein of 135 amino acids. The transcript has a single exon. The record is from RefSeq and is a predicted model, not a curated record. Gene Ontology annotation, cellular component: intracellular membrane-bounded organelle.
AUGGAUACCGAUACUGAUCUUUCGGAGAGCACUGGCCUGCGAAUGUCCUUGCGAGAACGACCUCGCAAAUUACACGCCGAACGUAGGCUAAGAAGCGACGAUCUCAGCUAUUUGGAUGACUACGAAACCGAAAAGACGUCUCGUCCUGAAAAACGAAAACUAAAGCGUAAAUUAAAUGCCAAUACCCGUUGCCUUUACGAUGAGGUAGGGCGGAUGCGUCACAACGGAAAGGAUAUUUGCGAUUGCAUGGAUGAUGACUGUCCGGGCUGUUGGUAUGAAUGUGAAAAUUGUGGUUCCACCAAGUGUGGUGUCCAGUGUCGGGUACAUCGUAAAUUCUAUUAUGAGUCGAUAUCAUUCGAUGGAAAAGAUGCCACAAUACGCAAUAAACAUUUUCCGGUUGGCAAAUAGAGAGGA